This is a messenger RNA of Vanessa tameamea, 2063 nucleotides long. RefSeq names its product TBC1 domain family member whacked (gene wkd). The record is from RefSeq and is a predicted model, not a curated record. The transcript has 7 exons. Bases 377 to 1447 code for a protein of 356 amino acids. NCBI's taxonomy places the organism in Eukaryota, Metazoa, Arthropoda, Insecta, Lepidoptera, Nymphalidae.
AUGCUGUGCAUAAUGCAUAUUCGUUUCAAUAAUCGCUAAAAAUCUGAGUUUAGCACUCUGUGCUCCGAACCACACGCAAUGUUUUAGUUCUGCUACAAUUGAUAAAUAGUAUUCGUUCGUAGCACGUUUUGUUGCUGUGUUUAUUACGUUAAAGUAUGUAAACUGACAUUUUUCGACUUUUGGCUUAAUCAACCGAAAGUGGAUUUAGUCCGCGAACUUUUUUGUGACUUUUGAUGUGUUUCGACGGGCGUCAACAUCCGGAAGAGUUGCUUGUUUUGUAAUUAUUUCGUACGCCCACUCAUUCCAUCUGGUGUGUUGUUUGUUGCAAUCAUGUAUUGCAUAGUGUAAGUGAUAACUCAGCUCGGCUGUAAUCAAAAUGUCACUCCAAAAAAGUGUUAAAAGCGCAGGAGGGGAGAGAACUGAUCAGGAUAAUACAUCUAUAUGUUCAUCAGUAACUACGCAGCCUGAUAGACAUGGAUUUUUUGGUGGAGCUCAGUAUAGUCCAGAACCAAAAAGGACUGUAUCCCCGAGCACUAUACUUAAGCGAGAACAAAAAUGGCUGCGCAUGUUGAAUAACUGGGAAGCGUUUAUGAGUAAAAAUUAUAAAAAAGUACGUGAGAGAUGCCGAAAAGGCAUCCCUGCCUCAGUAAGACCGAAAGCCUGGCUUUAUCUUUGCGGGGGACAGCUGUUACUAGAGAAACAUCCUGAAGAAUACGAGGAACUUUUACAAGCACCAGGUGACCCGAAAUGCAUGGAAGAUAUCAGAAAGGAUCUCCAUAGACAGUUUCCAUACCACGAAAUGUUUAUAAGGGAAGAAGGACUUGGGCAACAAGAAUUAUUCUGCGUUUUAAAAGCGUACUCAGUGCUGAAUCCGAAAGUGGGGUAUUUCCAAGCGCAAGCGCCGGUCGCUGCGUUCCUGCUGAUGCAUAUGCCAGCGGUGCAGGCGUUCUGGUGCCUCGUCAGCAUCAGCGACAAAUACCUCAGCGGAUACUAUAAUCCCGGAUUGGAGGUGCUCCAGCGCGACGGCGACAUCCUGCACGCGCUGCUGCGCCGCACCGCGCCCGCCGUGCACCGCCACCUCGGCAAGCACCGUGUGGAGCCCGUGCUGUACGCCACCGAGUGGUUCCUGUGCGCGCUCACCCGCACGCUGCCCUGGGACAGCCUGCUGCGCGUCUGGGACUGCUUCCUCUGCGAGGGCGUCAAGGUCUUAUUCAAAGCGGCACUAGUAAUCCUAGCGGGGGCGCUCGGUCCGGCCAAGGUUCGCAAGCGGGCGGCCGGGCUCUGCGAGACGCUGGAAGUGCUUCGUCACCCUCCCGAGGGUAUCCUCGGGGAGGACUACCUCAUGUACCACAUGCAGCGUCUCAACCUCACCGAGGAAGACUUCGAGUUUGAGCACCAGCGGCAGACCGCCAAACGACGCGCCAUGGCCAAUAGAAGUGGUAGCUGAUUCAGCGAGUGUUCCUUUAAGCGUUAUUCAAAGAAUAACGCGCGGGACAUCUUCCACACUCUGUAAAUGAGUGUCAUAAAAACUGCCAAGUUAAAAUAAACCUUAAACCGUGUGUGAUAUUGACGAUAAUGCAUUGCGUGUAUUACGAACUACGAAAACGACUUGUUUUAUAGUGAAGUGAAGUGUUAAUGGUGAAAACUGCCAAUGAAACGAUGCACAAGAUAUUGGUGAGUGAUGUGAUUUGUACGAUUGCAAUAUUAUGAUUUAUUAGAAAUGAAAUAUUUAAAUUGAUUGCAAUCGAGUUAUGAAAAUGUUUGUAUUGUGAAGUAAUAUAACUCUUAUUUCAAUGUGAGAGAGUUUAGAUUACCGUAAAUUUUACAAAUAUAAACUAUAACUGAUUUACAGCUAGUGGAAAUAUAUAGCGUGGGAGAGAAACUACCAUUGGGUAAUCAUUUUUUAAUCUAAAUAAUCUGGUAUAAGUCAUAGGGAACUAUCAAAUUAAAUUUAUCUUACAGUUAAAUAUAUAUAUCUUAUAAUACAAUAUCAAUGUCAUAAUAUAAUGUUAUUUAUGAAUGGGUAAAGUCAGAGUUGCAAUGAAUAUUUUGUUUGUUGAAUG